Messenger RNA from Phodopus roborovskii (desert hamster), 3128 nucleotides. It is a transcript of the gene Ikbke, whose product is annotated as inhibitor of nuclear factor kappa B kinase subunit epsilon. Gene Ontology annotation, biological process: peptidyl-serine phosphorylation. NCBI's taxonomy places the organism in Eukaryota, Metazoa, Chordata, Mammalia, Rodentia, Cricetidae. The record is from RefSeq and is a predicted model, not a curated record. Bases 302 to 2452 code for a protein of 716 amino acids. Gene Ontology annotation, molecular function: ATP binding; protein serine/threonine kinase activity. Gene Ontology annotation, cellular component: cytoplasm. The transcript has 22 exons.
ACUGCUAUGAGAGAGGCAAGAGAGAAACCUCAGACCCAGGGCCCUCACGACUAGCUCUGCCUGUGUGUGGGUGCUGGAGGCCCAUGACUGCCGCGAUGUUCUAGGCACUGCCCACGAUUGACUGAAAUCCCUGGGGAUGGCACCCAGUCCUACAAGUCUGCAUUCCCCAGCAGCUGAGCUGGGAGGUGGGCUCGGCUCCUGAACUUGGCCCAGACAGAAAGCAUAACACACACUCACCAGGGAGAGUCUGCCUGAUUCUGGGCCACUCGGAGUGCAAGUAGAAGGUGGCCAAGCCUGGGAGAUGCAGAGUACAACUAAUUACCUAUGGCACACUGAUGACCUGCUAGGCCAGGGGGCCACUGCCAGUGUGUACAAGGCCCGAAACAAGAAAUCUGGGGAAGUGGUCGCUGUAAAGGUCUUCAACUCAGCCAGCUACCGGCGGCCCCCCGAGGUCCAAGUGAGAGAGUUUGAGGUGCUGCGCAAGCUGGAUCACCAGAAUGUUGUCAAGCUGUUCGCGGUGGAGGAAACGGGAGGCAGCCGGCAGAAGGUGAUAGUCAUGGAGUACUGUUCCAGCGGGAGCCUGCUGAGCGUGCUGGAAGACCCUGAGAACACAUUUGGGCUUCCUGAGGACGAGUUCCUGGUGGUACUGCGCUGUGUGGUGGCUGGCAUGAACCACCUGCGGGAGAAUGGCAUUGUCCACCGGGACAUCAAGCCUGGUAACAUCAUGCGUCUGGUGGGGGAGGAGGGACAGAGCAUCUACAAGCUGUCGGACUUCGGGGCUGCUCGGAAGCUGGAUGAUGAGGAGAAGUUUGUCUCUGUCUACGGUACGGAGGAAUACCUGCACCCUGACAUGUAUGAGCGGGCCGUGCUUCGCAAACCCCAGCAAAAGGCGUUCGGGGUGACUGUGGAUCUCUGGAGUAUUGGGGUGACCCUGUACCAUGCAGCCACCGGUAGCCUGCCCUUCAUCCCCUUUGGUGGGCCCCGGCGCAACAAGGAGAUCAUGUACAGAAUCACCACCGAGAAGCCAGCCGGGGCCAUUUCAGGGACUCAGAGGCAGGAAAAUGGGCCCCUGGAGUGGAGCUACAGCCUCCCCAUCACCUGCAGACUGUCCAUGGGGCUGCAGAACCAGUUGGUACCCAUCCUGGCCAACAUCCUGGAGGUCGAGCCGGCUAAGUGCUGGGGCUUUGACCAGUUCUUUGCGGAGACCAGCGAUAUCCUACAGCGAACUGUCAUCCACGUCUUCUCCCUGCCCCAGGCGGUCUCGCACCACGUCUACAUCCACGCCCACAACACGAUUGCCAUCUUUUUGGAGGCUGUAUAUGAGCAGACCAGCGUGCCCCCCAAACACCAGGAGUACCUCUUUGAGGGUCACCCUUGUGUCCUUGAGCCAAGCCUCUCGGCCCAGCACAUUGCUCCUACAGCUGCCAGCAGCCCCCUGAUCCUGUUCAGCAUGGCCAGUGACACACCCAAGGGCCUGACCUUCAGGGACCCUGCUCUGGAUGUCCCAAAGUUCGUACCCAAGGUGGACCUACAGGCAGAUUACAGCACAGCUAAGGGGGUGCUGGGUGCUGGCCACCAGGCUCUGUGGCUGGCGCGGGCCCUGCUGGAUGGGCAGGUGCUGAUGCUUCGAGGGUUACACUGGGUCCUGGAGGUGAUUCGGAGUACGUGCCAGCAGACACUGGAGGUCACGCGGACAGCCCUCCUCUUCCUCAGCAGCAGCCUGGGCAGUGAAAGGCUCAGCAAUGGGGCUGGGAUGCCCGACUUCCAGGAACUAAAGGAGGCCACAGAACUGAGGUCCAGGCUGCAGACUUUCUCAGAGGUCCUCUCUAGAUGUUCCCACAAUGUCACAGAAACCCAAGUGAGCCUGAGCUGCCUGGGCGGAGAGCUUCUUAAGAACCAGAAUCUGAUCCACGAGGACACCAGGAGUAUCCAGAAGAUUCGGUGUUGUUUGGACAAGAUGCACUUCAUCUACAAACAAUUCAAGAAAUCGAGGAUGAAGCCAGGGCUCAGCUACAACGAGGAGCAGAUCCACAAGCUGGAUAAGGUGAAUUUUAGCCACUUAGCCAAGAGGCUGCUGCAGGUGCUCCAGGAGGAGUGUGUGCAGAAGUAUCAGGUAUCGCUGGUCACACAUGGCAAGCGGAUAAGGCAGGUGCAGAAGGCCCAGAACCACCUGCGGCUCAUUGGCCGCUCUGUGGCUGCCUGUAACGCAGAAGCCCAGGAAGCCCAAGCCAGCCUGAGCAAGAUCUUUGAUCGGCUCCUUCUGGACAGAGCAGCAGGAACUCAGAUCCCACCACACCCCGUGGUGGCUCCCCAUCCCAGCCCUGACCCAAAGGACCUGGUCUUCCACAUGCAGGAGCUUUGUAACGAUAUGAAGCUCUUGGCCUUUGAUCUCCAAGACAACAACCGCCUCAUCGAACGGUUACAGAGAGUUCCAUCGGCACCAGACGUCUGAGCCCCAUGGGGUGGCAGGAGGCGCUUGGAAGCCUUCAGAAUCAGUCAUACUCUACCCCUGUACCGUGACACCAAAUCCAGGGCGAGAUCUGGCCCCAUCUCAUCAGCCUACCUCCAUCUUGGCCACUGGCCAGCAAGCUAGCAUUACUUUGGCUGCCUGUCGUCUUGGGAAGCAGUUGCGAUGGGGUUUCCUAGCCAUCCCGGACAGUACCCACAGGAGAACAGGCAGCUGCUGCUGCCUUAUCCAGACACCGGGCCUGGGGGUCUGACCUCAGGAGGGCCUGGGGAAGAGCCUGAGCCCUCCCACUACUCUGCCCUUCCAUGGACCAGCAGACUCUCAGGGGGCUCCUCUGGGGUGCUGGAGCAGAGAACUAAAUCGCCAAGGCUUCCCAGUGAACACUGCCUGCUUCUUUCUGAGUGUUCCCAUCCCUGGCCACGGGCAACCCACAAACUGCCCCCUUGUGCUUUGUCUGGAAGAACCUGCGUUUGAGAAGGUGGGUGGUUGAGGCCAACAGCUGUCGCUUUGGGGACCUUCCUUUUGCUUCCCCUUCCUGGGGCUCCCCUUGGUGCUAAGAAACAGCUGGUCAGAAUCAACAACAGAUAGAGAACCCAGAGUCCUAAGGAGACAGCAGGCCUACACCUUCGGAAAUGGAAUAAAUGGACCACCUUUUCUAUUU